AUGGCACCGUCGGCACUUGACGCUGAACUUCCUCUCCACAAUAGUACCAAGGCUUCGUACCCACAACCGCUGAAGGCAUCCUCGGUCCUGGAUCAAUAUGAGUCCUUCGAUGUUACCCCAAACAUCGGGCGCGAGUUUCCCAAGGCAAACCUAGUCGAGUGGCUAAAUGACCCCAAAGCCGACGAGUUGAUCAGAGAACUUGCCAUCACCAUCUCACAAAGGGGUGUCGUCUUUUUCCGAGCCCAAGACAAUCUCACAAAUGACUUGCAGAAGCAGCUGAUCCUCCGACUCGGAGAACUGACCGGUCGGCCUGCCGACUCGGGACUCCACAUUCACCCGGUCCUCAACUCGGAGCGUGAGCUAGGCGGCUCCGACCCAGAAAUCAGUACCAUCAGUUCCGUGCAGAACAAGAAGUACUACCGAAAGCCUCUGGAAGGCGAGGGGCUCAGCCCCAAGAAGCAAAACACUGCACAAUGGCAUAGCGAUAUAGCUUUUGAGCCUGUGCCAGCCGACUAUUCAUCGCUGCGCCUCAUUGAACUUCCAAAGACUGGUGGUGAUACACUCUGGGCAUCUGGUUACGAAAUCUAUGACCGCCUCAGCACGCCUUACCAGAAAUUCCUAGAGAGUCUCACCGUCACAUUCGAGCAACCUGGUUUCGCCGCCGCUGCCGAGCGUGGCGGGUUCACCUUGUAUGACAAACCCCGCGGCAACCCAAAAAACGUUGGUAGCAUCCUCAAGGCUGUUCACCCUGUUGUAAGAACCAACCCUGUUACCGGAUGGAAGAGCGUCUUUCCCGUCGGCGGUCAUGUGAAGCACAUCAACGGCGUCACUGCUGAGGAGAGCAGACACCUGCUUGACUGGUUUCUUGAUAUACUGCAGAAGAAUCAUGAAAUUCAGGUUCGUUUCAAGUGGCAAAAUGCCAACGAUAUCGCCAUUUGGGACAAUCGUAGCACCUUUCACACAGCAACCUUUGACUAUGAUGGCCAGGGCGAGAGGUUUGGAAACCGAGCUGUUGGCAUUGGCGAGGCGCCUUAUCAGGACCCCAACAGCAAGGGACGUCGCGAAUCCUUGGGUCUCAAUCAAGUCACUAAUGAAUACGUUUGA
Molecule: messenger RNA, 1104 nt
Organism: Colletotrichum spaethianum
Lineage: Eukaryota; Fungi; Ascomycota; Sordariomycetes; Glomerellales; Glomerellaceae
Product: putative alpha-ketoglutarate-dependent sulfonate dioxygenase
Exons: 4
Coding region: 1-1104 (367 amino acids)
Cellular component (GO): cytoplasm
Molecular function (GO): 2-oxoglutarate-dependent dioxygenase activity
Source: RefSeq, a predicted model, not a curated record